GUUGUUGGUGAUGACAUGAAAACAUUUGUUGUUACUGCUGAAGCUGCGGACUCGAACACGGAGGCCGAACACGGAGCGGCAGCGGGCGGAUCCGCGACUUUUUUCCCUGCUUGAGGUGUUUCGAGGCGGCGGGACGCAGCAUGUCGGUGAACAUGGAGGAGCUCCGGCACCAGGUGAUGAUCAACCAGUUUGUUUUGACGGCCGGAUGCGCCGCGGACCAGGCGAAGCAGCUCCUGCAGGCGGCCCACUGGCAGUUCGAGACGGCCUUGAGCUCCUUCUUCCAGGAGGUCAACAUCCCGGGUCACCAUCAGAUGAUGUGCACUCCCAGAAACACUCCGGCCACGCCGCCGAACUUCCCGGACGCCAUCACCAUGUUCUCCAAGCUGCGAGCGUCGGAGUGCGGGUCUGCGGCGCCGGGCGGCCCGUCCCAAGUGUCCAUGGCGUGCUCCCCCCCUCCGGCGCCCCCCUCCUCCUCGGGCUUCGGCUCCUUCUGGGCGUCGUCUCCGCCCGGCCACCAGCCGGCCUGGCUGCCGCCGCCGCCCGCCUCGCCCACGGCCCACCACGUGCACCACCACCACUUCCACCUGCCGGCGGCGCCCGUGUGGCCGCCGGCGGCGCCGGGCGCUGGAGCCCAGCAGCCGUCCGCCGUGUCGGCGCUGCAGGGCCGGAGAUGAGAGCGGGCCAGGGGGCGGGGCCUGUGGAAGGGGGCGGGGCCUGUGGACUGGAGCCAGCCGGACUCUGUGAGCAGUGGAACUCUUCAACCGAGCACUUGGAGGCGAGACCAGCUCCGUCUCUUCUUCUUCUUCUUCGCUCGGUUCCGACGGAUCUGAGCGACAGUCAGCAAUAAACAGCCGAGGACUCAACACCGGCUGAGCGUGUGUGAGAGUGUGUGUCUGUGUGUGUGUGCGUCUGGGACUUUUCUUCACAGCCAUAUAAACACUGACGGCCUUCAGCGCUCUGUUUCCAGCUCAGAAGGUUUCUUCUUCUUCUUCUUCUUCUUCUUCUUCUUCUUCUUCUUUUUUUCCCUGAAUGCUGUUUUGACGCGUUCGGGACGUUCAGAAGUUUCACGUUGAGUCUCCGUACGGAACUUUAAAUCCACACGGCAGGAACUAAUCUGCUCCUGAAGUUCAUCUAAAACCACGUGGAUGGAAACAAACUGAUGUAGAAUUCAAUUGAACUGGAACUAACAUGGAGAAGAGCUCGGAGCAGUGUGGAAAUAAUCACAAACUAAUCUGAAAAACCAAAUCGGAGCUGAAAUGAGUCCAGAUCUCGUCUUUUUUUCUUUCUUUUUUUUUUUUUAAUUCUUCAUCAUCAGUUUUGGUAAAAAGUUUAACUGAUGUAAAAUCACCCUUGAAUGUUGAGCUGUUGUGAAACCAGUCCAGAGUUUGGUCUGAAAUCCAGAAUGUGUGUGUAAUUAAUCUAGAACUGUAAAAUCGACUCAAGAACAAAUCUAGAACUGUCUCAUUUCAGGAAAAACGAGUUCAGAACUGAUCUGAGACGACUGUAAUCUACAUUAACUCCAUAUUUCUCAGCCUUCAAUCUGCAUUUAUUGAGUGUGGAACGUUGAACCGGGUCUGAAUCAGUGGAAAUGGGUCUCAGGACUUGGUGUGAAAAGCAGUUUCGGAGCAGAGUGAAGAGCUGAGAGCGUCUCCUCGGUCCUGAUGCUGCUGUGACGAAGAGGAGGAGGAGGAGGAGGUCUUCCUCUAGAUGCUGUUCGGUUUGUGUGAACGUCGAGCUGUGCUGACCUUUGACCCCAGCUGUAUGCCGGGGUGGGAAACAUCCUGUGUGCUGCGACAGGAAGUGACUGUUCGAACUGAAAGCAGCUCUUAGACUUUUUUUUUCCUGGCGACGUGUUUCUGUGAUUUCUGGAGCUGAAGUUUGCAGCGGAGGGAGAAGCGUCUCCUCACGGGAAAUCAUUUGUUGCAUUUUGUUUUGUUUUUUAUCUGUAAACUGGAGAUUUCAGGGGAAAUUUAGACUUUUCAAAGCGUUGGCAGCAUUUUCGCACUCUUGUCUUUAAUAAAUGAACAGUU
Molecule: messenger RNA, 2030 nt
Organism: Salarias fasciatus (jewelled blenny)
Lineage: Eukaryota; Metazoa; Chordata; Actinopteri; Blenniiformes; Blenniidae
Gene: ubald2
Product: UBA-like domain containing 2
Exons: 3
Coding region: 141-674 (177 amino acids)
Molecular function (GO): protein binding
Source: RefSeq, a predicted model, not a curated record